AUGGCUUCAUUCACUAAAUAUUCAAGUCAAGAGCUGAGAAUUGUAGUAGUAAUUGCCAGUGGACUCUUGAUCAGUGCCUUUAUAUGUCAUGUUCCAAUUACAGGUGGUGUUGAGGUUUCAAAUUGGGGAGUGAAGGUAGGAUCAAGGCCACCAAGGUGUAGUGUUGACAAAUGCUUCAACUGCAGCCCUUGUAUGGCUACCCUAAUUGCACCCAUUCACCAAGGAAAACACAAAGUUUCUUCUUAUUCUCAACAUGAUACUUAUUAUCUUCUUGCAUGGAAAUGCAAAUGUGGUAAUAAGAUUUAUCACCCAUGAUUACUCUAUUAGUAUAUAUUUUGUAAUUUUAUACCUGAAAAAUAUCGUCUAUGCC
Molecule: messenger RNA, 370 nt
Organism: Solanum verrucosum
Lineage: Eukaryota; Viridiplantae; Streptophyta; Magnoliopsida; Solanales; Solanaceae
Product: EPIDERMAL PATTERNING FACTOR-like protein 2
Exons: 2
Coding region: 1-315 (104 amino acids)
Biological process (GO): guard cell differentiation; stomatal complex development
Source: RefSeq, a predicted model, not a curated record